AUGGUGUCUCUCACGGAGUUUCAGAAGAUCGGUGUCGGUCUUGUGGGCUUUGGCCUAUUUUUCAUCUUUUUUGGGGUGCUCUUGUACUUUGACUCAGUGCUGCUGGCCUUUGGAAACCUCCUGUUCCUUUCUGGCUUGGCCAUUAUCAUCGGACUGAGAAGGACUUUCAACUUCUUCUUCCAGAAGGAAAAGCUAAAGGGCACCAGCUUCUUCCUGGGAGGCAUUCUCAUUGUGCUCCUGAGACAGCCUCUUCUGGGCAUGUUGCUGGAGACCUAUGGCUUCAUCACCCUCUUCAGGAAUUUUUUCCCAGUAGUCUUUGGAUUUCUGGGAGCUUUGGGAAAUAUUCCACUGCUGAGCAAGCUAUUCCAGAAACUAGGAGACACCAGCUCCUUGGUAUGA
Messenger RNA from Emys orbicularis (European pond turtle), 399 nucleotides. It is a transcript of the gene GOLT1A, whose product is annotated as golgi transport 1A. Gene Ontology annotation, cellular component: endoplasmic reticulum; membrane. The transcript has 5 exons. The record is from RefSeq and is a predicted model, not a curated record. Gene Ontology annotation, biological process: endoplasmic reticulum to Golgi vesicle-mediated transport; retrograde transport, endosome to Golgi. Bases 1 to 399 code for a protein of 132 amino acids. NCBI's taxonomy places the organism in Eukaryota, Metazoa, Chordata, Testudines, Emydidae.